Molecule: messenger RNA, 831 nt
Organism: Exophiala aquamarina CBS 119918
Lineage: Eukaryota; Fungi; Ascomycota; Eurotiomycetes; Chaetothyriales; Herpotrichiellaceae
Exons: 1
Coding region: 1-831 (276 amino acids)
Biological process (GO): [2Fe-2S] cluster assembly; protein complex oligomerization
Cellular component (GO): mitochondrion
Molecular function (GO): ATPase activator activity; protein-folding chaperone binding
Source: RefSeq, a predicted model, not a curated record
AUGCCCAGAACCGUGGUCACAAGUCAGACACUUCGAUAUUUGCGCCGUUUGUGCGAUGCCGCCGAACCCGUCACCACGCCUCAUCUUCGCACACCGACAAUGAAGUCAAUACGCGCGAGCCCUGGACCUACAAUCACACGAGCGCAUAUUCCCCCUCCCAGGCAUCAACUGCAUCAACGCAGAGCACUUAGCACGGCCCACACAAUAUUGCAAGAACAGCAAUCAUCAACUUCAACUAGCAGGGUCGCAGAGCCAUCGUCCCCUACAAUCCCAGACAUCACAAACUUCUACACACUGUUCCCUUCAACCCUCCCCUCGGGCCCACCACCGUCAGGGUCCUUCGCUAUCCCACUGGGCACCCUGAAGCGCGAAUUCCUCCAACUCCAAUCGCAGCACCACCCAGACAAGUACAGCACAUCACCAACUCAGCACUCGAAAUCCCUGGCUUUAUCAUCGCUCCUCAACAACGCAUAUAAAACGCUAUCCGACCCUCUCCUGCGCGCUCGCUACCUCCUGGAACAUACUUACAACAUCGACAUCACCAGCGAAGACAACUCGACGCACCGGGGCGUGACCGAUCAAGCUACGCUGAUGGAGGUCAUGGAGGCGCAGGAGGCGAUUGAGGCGGCCCAUGAUCAGGAACAGAUCGAUGCGCUGAAGAUCGAAAACCGCAAGAGAAUACAGGAGGCGGAGCAGAAACUGGCUCGCGCCUUUGAGGCGGAGAACGUCAACGCCGCGAAGACCGAGUGCGUGAGGUUGAAUUAUUGGCGCACUUUGCAGCAAGGGCUCGACGACUGGGAGCCCGGAAAGGAGGUCAGACUGAUACACUGA